This is a messenger RNA of Ilex paraguariensis (yerba mate), 2791 nucleotides long. Lineage: Eukaryota; Viridiplantae; Streptophyta; Magnoliopsida; Aquifoliales; Aquifoliaceae. The record is from the annotation of a GenBank genome assembly.
CUGUGUGUGUGUGUGUGAGAGAGAGAGAGAGAGAGACGGAGUGGGUGUUGGGUUGGUGGUAGGGCCGGUCACUUUUAUCAGCACGAGAAAAAUCCAUUUGCUCUCUCCGUCUCGCUUUCCCGCUUCUUCUUGAAUCUCAUCCCUCUCUUCAUGUCUGGAAAAAAAUUGAGUGAGUGAGUGAAUGGGUUUGUCUGGUUUAGGAAGGGAAAAGAGGUCCAUACGAAACUGAUCUAUACGUACAUGCACAGAGAGAGAAAUGGGAGAGGAGAGAGAGAGUUCAGAGAGAGAAAGUGAGAGUGAGAGAGGUGGUGUUGCGAUGGAAACUCCACAGCGGAACCAGAUCAUGACGCCCAUUUCUAGAUUCGAGGAUUCUCCUGUCUUUAAUUUUCUCAACAGUCUCUCCCCCAUAAAGCCGGUUAAGUCCAUACACAUUACACAGACAUUUAAUUCUCUCAGUUUUGCAUCUGUUCCAUCUGUUUUCACUUCUCCUCAUGUCAGCUCCCUCAAGGAAUCUAGAUUCAUAAAAAGGCAUCAGGUCUCAGAUCUGUCAAAACCUGAGUUUUCCUCAGAGAAUGUGGCCAAAGUUAGCACCAGUGAGGGGAUUAAAUAUUUUGCUCAUAGCUCUGCUGAGCGACUGGAAAAUUUUGAUCCAGGGAGUUCUGUUUGUAAAGCUUCUGAUGAGCCAUCUUACGAAUGCUCAAAGCUCGCAAUGACCUUAACUUAUGAUAGUAAUAGCCCUGACUCCGACUCAACACCUUGCCGUGGCACCAGGAUCAACUGUGUUUCAGAUCUAGUUGACGCAUCAACGUUACUUAUUCCUUUUGUUCAAGAUUUCUCGGAAAAAGGUAUCUUUGGAUGUGAAGGGCAUACAGAAGGAAUAAGCCAAAUUGACCAAACUAGUGAAGCCGCUGGUUGUCAUUGGGAAUGUUUGAUUUCUGAUGCUGCUGAUCUAUUAGUUUUUGAGUCACCCAAUGGUACGGAGGAUUUUAAGGGUCCCUCUCAAAAAUCACUGGAUUCUGGAACAAGGUUCUGUACUUCUCUUAUCAAUGAUUUGCAGACGACACAAGCUGUUGGUGCAGUCGGUUCAGAUGAACUACACAGAGCAGAAAAUCUGUACAUUCAACUGGGAGAGGGAGGUGAUGAAAAGGAAAUAGCUGAGACACAAGACAUGUUUGUUAAUACUUCAUUGAGUAAUUGUGUGGCUGGUGGGUCAAGUGAAAAUAUAGAUGAUGAGCCUGUUUCUAAUUUGUACCGUGGCAUGAGAAGACGCUGUCUGGUUUUUGAGAUGACGGGGGCUCGCAGAAAGCAUUUAGAGGAGGGUUCAAGUUGUGGUUCUACCAUGUUAUCACUACCUGAUGGAAACGUUAGUUCCAAUGAUAAGCAACUAGCUCAUCUAAAGCCCACCAAUGAUUCUUCACGGUGCAUUUUACCUGGAAUCGGAUUGCAUUUAAAUGCUCUUGCAACAACUUCAAAGGACUACAAGGUUGUAAAGCAUGAAGCUUUGGCUUCUGGAAUACAACUAUUAUCGGCACCAGAAUCCAGUGCUUCAUUUCAAGAACCAUUAAACAGUUCUGUGGCUGUGACGUCUUCAGAAAUAGACUUGGGUCCUGUUGAAAACGGAGCUUCGGAGUUGGAAGAGGCUUCUCAGGUAUCUGGCUAUGUAGUCAAUGAAGAGUUCAAUCAAAGUAGCCCAAAGAAAAAGAGGCGUAGGUUCGAACAUGCUGGAGAAACUGAGUCCUGCAAGCGUUGUAACUGUAAAAAAUCAAAAUGCUUGAAGCUUUACUGUGAAUGCUUUGCUGCUGGUCUCUAUUGUGUGGAACCAUGUUCAUGUCAAGAUUGCUUUAACAAACCUGUUCAUGAAGAUACUGUUCUGGAAACUCGGAAACAGAUUGAAUCUCGCAAUCCCCUUGCGUUUGCUCCAAAAGUGGUUAGAAGCAUUGAUGCCGUUCCUGAAAUUGGGGAUCACUCCAGCAAGACUCCUGCUUCAGCACGGCAUAAAAGAGGAUGCAACUGCAAGAAAUCUGGUUGCCUAAAGAAAUACUGUGAAUGCUAUCAGGGUGGUGUUGGGUGCUCCAUUAACUGCAGAUGUGAAGGGUGCAAGAAUACGUUUGGCAGAAAAGUUGGAUCUGCUCUAAUAGAAACAGAGGCUGAACUAGAAGAAGAGCAAACAGAAACAAGUGAAAAGAGUGUGGUAGAAAGCAGUUCACAUAAAUUUGUAAUCCAGAAUGAUGCUAAGCAGAAUACAGACUCUGUUCUACCUGCAACGCCUACACAAUUUUCCAGACAAUUGGCUCAGCAGCCAUUUUCCUCGAAGUUUAAACUGCCAAGAUCUUCUUUUCUUUCCAUCGGAUCCUCUUCUGGGUUGUAUGGUAGCCAAAGAUCUGGAAAGCCAAGUUUUUGUCAACCACCAACCAAGUUUGAGAAGCAUUUUCAAACGGUUCGAGAAGAUGAAAUGCCUGAAAUUCUUCAUGGGAACUGUUCUCCUAUCAGUGGUGUCAAGUCUGCAUCUCCCAACAAUAAGAGAGUCUCUCCUCCCCACUGCGACUUUGGAUUAUCCCCUGGUCAGAGGAGCAGCCGGAAGCUGAUUUUGCAAUCAAUUCCUUCCUUUCCUUCACUCACCCCAAAACAUUGAGAUAGUCACUAGUUUGGUGAACUUGGAUGGAGUCCUUUCAAUCUUACUGUAGUUAGUGGUUAUGUUGUUUAGUUGUAUACCCUUUGAGCUUGCCUUCUAUGCCUGUAUAAUAGUUAUUGUUUCUGUAAUAAUCAACUAUGUUUCAGACCUGUCAAAUUG